Molecule: messenger RNA, 4300 nt
Organism: Dendronephthya gigantea
Lineage: Eukaryota; Metazoa; Cnidaria; Anthozoa; Malacalcyonacea; Nephtheidae
Product: phosphofurin acidic cluster sorting protein 1-like
Exons: 25
Coding region: 1154-3622 (822 amino acids)
Biological process (GO): protein localization to plasma membrane
Source: RefSeq, a predicted model, not a curated record
AUAUAUACACAAAUAAGAGCUCGUGAUGUUGCUAUAUUUUUUUUGCUGAAAAUCAUUAUCCUGACAAAUAAAGUUUGUGAGCACAUUGCAAUUAGUCUCACGAUGAUUUUGCAAUUAAUGACGUCGAUAUCGUUUUUUAACCGAUAUUGUGUGAUUUGAGAUGCUGUUUUCAGAUUAUGUUUUGCUUUGUUGAUAUUGGCAAAAGUUCUCACAUCAAUUUCGAGGCAUCAUAGUGGCGUAGGGCGGGCAAAAUAACGACUUAACGGUCCUUCGAUCAAAAUACAUCGAUCACUGGAUCAUAUUUAUAGUCAUAUUCACAUGCAGGCAAGACAAUACACCUCACGACGAUAUGGCGCUUAUGUUUUUGUAUUUAAUUGUGGUUUAUGACAUUAUUCUUUCAAAAAAACGCAUUUGUUCUUCCUAAAGAAUAAUUUAAAUGUUAUAAUUAAUUUAUGUCCUAAUCUUGUCACAUCUUCAACGUUUUCUUUUGACACAAUCCUUCAUCUCAAGACUCGCUAUUUUUGGAACAGUAAGCCUAUCGUCCGGCUUAACUUCAGACACACGCGUCGUGAUAAAAUAUAUUUUAAUCAAUUUCAAAUAUAUCCCCCAUGAUCAUAAAUUAUUCUCAAUUUUUCACUAUUCACGUUGAUGCAAAUCUCGUUUAAUUGCAGUUUAUUCUUUACUGCAUUACUGGAAUGUAAAAUUGUUGGCAACUCGCUUGAUGGCCGCGGGUUAUUCGCCUUCAUUUCUUUAGUACACCAAUCACUUUUGCUCUAAAGACGUGUAAAAAUGCAUUAUUUAGGUCUAAGCAUACUGAAAUUAACAUUUUUCAAUCAUUUUGGAAAGUUCCUCUCCUAUGUUCAAUCAAGGCAGCCGAUUUUCGAGAGAAUCCGUUGAUGAGGCAGGUGUUCAUCUAUUGACCUUCUGCAUAGAUUAUCUUCCAUUCACUUCUGGAACAUCAUUUUGUGGGAAUUUUCCAACCAAAACAAAUCAUUCUGCAUUGUUGCAACUCUUUUGAAACACGCAAAAUGCGGUAGUCUAUAGUCAGUUUCACCGCACAAGAUCAGUGGAUGAUGCCUGACUACGAUUCCUAAUGCAUAUAUUCGUAUGCGAUAUGGCUUUAUUGAUGUAAAAAACAUUUUAUGAGCAGACCAUGGCGAUCAAUUAUAAGCGUCAUUCACAGUCAUAUUCUUCAAAAGGAGAGUACAAUAUCCAAUGCAGGUUGUUUUCAGUCAAGUUAACUCGCCUUCAAAUUAUGAAGAAGAUGGAGACAAAUCUAAACGAUGUCGUUAUUUCAGUGUCGAUGCAGGGGUCACGAAGAGUUCUUCGGUCAAAUGAAAUCAAUCUUCCGCCAUCAGGAUUAAUCGAUACUGACCUAGACCUGUCUUUCUCCCUGCAGUAUCCACAUUUCUUGAAGCGAAGUCGAAACAACGUUCAGAUUAUGAUUCAAAGAAGAAAACGCUACAAGACGAGAGCCAUUUUGGGUUUCAAGACUUUAGCUGUUGGCCUUGUCAACUUAUCCGAGAUCCUGCAGUAUCCUGUCAGUGCUAAACGGCCCCUCCAUAUGCACAUGAAAGGAGAUUCAACAAUACUAGCGACUGUGACCAUGACUAACCUCAUAAGUCAACCGGUCGAAAAUGAUUUGGAUCGUGAAUUACCUGAGCGAAAUUCUGAUGAUCGAGCAUUAGAAGAUAACUCAAGUGACGAAGAAGAUGAAUCCUACAGUUCAGAUGGUUCUGACAGCGCUGGAGAAAUGGAACCAGUUCAGGAUAUCUUAGGUCCUUCAACAAAGGGAAGAAAAGCUAAGUUUAGGCCGAAUCAAAUAAAGUUUAAGAAGAAGUUUAUUGCACUUCUUAAGAAGUUCAGAGUCCCUGAGGAAGAGGUGUUUGGUGAGGGUAGUCCUCGUGAAGCCGAAGGUGGUGAUAGUAUGGCUGAUGAUGUCAUCUACCCUGAAGACUUGGAGAUAUUUGACAGUGAUGCGGAUAGCGACGUGGAACUUGGUGAUAAUGCCAGUAUUAAAUCACAAGAUAAGCCAAAACUGAGGCCGUACUUUGACCGGGCAGCAUCUGUUGACAGCAUGUACGUCGAGAAGAAGUCGAAAUCUGGACAAGGAGUGAAGAAAAUGACAAGAUUUGACAGUGAAGAGUCGACAGAGGCCGAACAUCCAACACAGGAAGUGUCAUCACCGCACUCGGAUUCCGAGCGCCACUCGGACUCACCCGCCGCGCACUCGGACACACCUCUCGCCCACAAUCAAUUGCGGAAGUUGAAGGACAACAGCAGUAAAACACGACGAAGUUUGUCGGUCAAAGAAGUGAAAAACAAAAACAAAGCGAAGCUGGAGAGAAGGAAAAGCGAUCUAGAAAUACAGGACGUACCGAAGAUCACAGUUUCGGAACAGCUGUCGUCCUGUUUCCCCCCGGAUGACGAUCGAUUACCUCCCAGUAUUUUGAUGGUCAGUACCUCGGAGUGGCAAGGCCAGCUUUUGGCACUAAAAUUGAAAGAAAAACAAUCGAGAAUUAUUUGUACGAAUUGUGACAGCGAAGUUCAAGAUGUAAUCGCUGCAAUUCUUAUCAAAUAUCAAAAAUACUGUCAUAAUCAUUCAAUAUCACCUCCUUGUUUGAAAAUUGCUAUCGCUGGAACAGAAGGUUACAUCGGAGUUGUUUUAAGACCUUUCGUUGAACAAUUUUCGUCCAAACCAAUGUGGCAAAGUUAUAUAAGAUUUCUUGUUAUUCCGCUUGAUAGCAAUCAUUCUGUUGGUAAAUACAUUUCACACGUCGAUUCUGCGUACAGUUCCUUGUUUAUGGACAGCAUAUGGAGGGACAUCUUUGAAAAACCUGAUUCAAAUGCAGAUUUUGAGACGGUAAAUCAACGCAUCAACACGUACGUCAAAGGAGCGAAUGUGACACACCAUUUGCCGAUUGCAGAGGCCCUUGUUAAUAGACACGGAUUUGACGAGGAUUCUUCACGAUUCAUACCAUUUGUUGGGAUGGUACGCAUUGGUUGUGCUGAAUUAGGUGAAACUGAAGAUAUUGUCAAUGGUAACACUACAUCGCCGAGCACAUUACAAAUCUCCAAUCACAAAGACUCUAGUCAGAACAUGAACAUCUCCAGCGCUAGUCCUCCUAAUGAAUCCAAACUUGGAUCAACUACGAACAAAGAAAGCAAUCCUCAGAGUUCAACGUCAUGUAAUGAAGUUAUGGAUCUACAGGUGGACUACUGGACCGCUGGAGGAAAGAAAGAAGGCAGUAAGACAACGUUAAAGACAGCAUUCAAAUCAUUGGUAGUGAGUAGGCAUCAUAACAUCGAGGAACCAGGGACGUUGCAAAUGAUUGCCACGACUAAAGAACAGAAUAUAAGAAAAGUUCAUGCGAAGUCUGCUUUCGAGGCGAUGAUGAGAGGUAAAAAGUCAAAAGAACGAGAUUCUGACGCAAAAGGUCCAAUCGUUGCCAACGUUACCAAACUUGUCUGCACGUCAAAAAGUCAGAGUGAUUCACUAAAUGUUGUUAUCGAUGGUGUUUCCUGGGACGGUGUUAAAUUCUUCAGUCUAUCACCUCAAUGGUCAAGACAUGUUAAGACUUUUCCAAUUGGUUUGAUUGGUCCUGUAGAGACGUGUUUCUAGGAAUUAAAGGAAUCUUAAAAAUUAUGGAAAUUUGGUACAAAUCAGCGCUGUUCGUCCCCAAAACGGUAAUGUGUCGCCUAUUCAAAAUGGCGCAUCUGCAUGAUCGUUUGUAGUAAUCAACUUGAUUACUUGAUUACUGGUUGUAUGAGAGUCGGAUGGCGCUAUCCGCCGGAUAGUGAUUUUUGCAACCGUUCUAAAAAUGCUUGAAGAGCAAUAUAUUGUUAAAUAGGUUACUCAAUUUAGGAAUACUAAGAUUUAACCAAAGUUAUACUCAAAGUUAUCCGGCGAUUUUAAAGCGAUUGAAAAAACCACUGUCUGGUGGAUAGCGCUAUCCGGCGCCUUUCAUACAACCGGCUCCUGUACUGUACUUAGUGUGUACGUGUGAGUGAUUUUUGUUUAGCGACCGAUGAAAUUUUCUUUAAAAGAGAACACUUGUAUUUGCCUGAGAAUUUAAAUGCGAGCGUUCUUUCGCCAAUUUGUAAAUCUAGUAUAAUGUAUGAUUAAUAACGCAAUACAGAAAAUCAUGCAUUAUAACAUGUUGACAUCUAUGCAAGGAAAUGCAAUCAUGCAGUCUCUAUAAUGACAACUUAAUAGAUCAAAAAGUAGUCUCUAUAAAGUUGUAUAAUGCAAAAGGUCUAUUGGUCCGAAUAUUUUAAAAUUGAUGGUUAUCAUGAAACA